Molecule: messenger RNA, 477 nt
Organism: Suillus paluster
Lineage: Eukaryota; Fungi; Basidiomycota; Agaricomycetes; Boletales; Suillaceae
Exons: 4
Coding region: 1-477 (158 amino acids)
Source: RefSeq, a predicted model, not a curated record
AUGACUUGGGCUGCAUGGGCACCUGCGGUGCUAUACCUCCAGGAUGCACUUGAUGUGGUGCAAGAGAAUGCAGAGAAACGUGGAGGGUGCCAGAAGGCUGCUAUGGUGGGCGCAUGCUAUUUGGCACGAACUGCAGAUAUGAAUGCAUGCCGAGUUGCGAGGGUUGCUCUGGCUGUUGUGACAAAGUUGAUGAUGGCUGGUGAUGUGGAGGAUGUGUCAGAAGAUGACUGGGAAGACGACGACGAGGGAUUAUGGAAGGGCUUUGCAAUGUCUGCUCUAGAUGGUUUAGGCAUAGAUGUGGUUGAUGUUGCAGCUGUUGAGGAUAGUGCACUGGGGUUGAAGGGUGUUGAUGAUAGGGAAGGUAAAGACUUUACGACUUCAGUUUUUACAGCAGGAAUGGCAGUUGGUGAUGAAGAUAAUGGGGCCAAAGCAUCAUCUAUUGAUCCAAAUGCAACAGAUGCUAAGAGCAACAGUUAG